Molecule: messenger RNA, 2461 nt
Organism: Ornithodoros turicata
Lineage: Eukaryota; Metazoa; Arthropoda; Arachnida; Ixodida; Argasidae
Product: dual specificity mitogen-activated protein kinase kinase 7-like
Exons: 8
Coding region: 211-1413 (400 amino acids)
Biological process (GO): protein phosphorylation
Molecular function (GO): protein kinase activity; ATP binding
Source: RefSeq, a predicted model, not a curated record
CUGUUAUGCGACAGUUGCGUAUUCUGUUUUGAUCCGUGUGCUUUUGGUUGCCUUUGGUGUGUAGUCGUUGUGAAACUCCUAAAAAAGCUUCCCAUAUAUAGUUCAACGGGUGCGAGGAAUAGUGUUUCCAGACUGUUUCUGCGGCAUUUCGUCGACAAAAAAAAGUGAGCCGUGACCUCUCGGAUCAAUCGGUCCGGAGAGUCGGUCGGGAUGGCGACGAUGGCUUCGUUUCAGACGAAGCUCGCGGAUCUGCAAGCACGCUUGCUCGCCGAAAAUGACGCAAAAAACAAGGACAAGUUACCCAGGAAUUUAAACCUCAACUUUUCGAGCCCUCAGCACACACCGCGCUCGAGGCCGAAGCCAUUCCUGCCUAUGGAAAUGACGGGGUCGACCAGACCUACCAGACAGUUCUCCCUGCCAACCUCCAGCCCGAGUAUGAUGAGGCAAGACAGUAACAGUGGAGCAGACGGGGAACGCAAGCUGCAGGAGAUCCAGAAGGCAGGCAACUUACUUACAAUCGAGGGUCACAAGUACCUGGUGCAGAUGAAGGACCUGGAGCACUUGGGGGACCUGGGCUCUGGUACCUGCGGGCACGUGGUCAAGAUGCGGCACAGGGCCACGGGAAAAGUGCUGGCAGUGAAGCAGAUGCGCCGCUCUGGGAACCGGGAGGAGAAUAAGCGCAUUACGAUGGACCUCGAGGUGGUCCUUCGGUGCCAGGACUGCCCACACAUAGUCCAGUGCCUGGGCUACCUGAUGACUGAAGGCGAGGUGUGGAUAUGCAUGGAAUUGAUGGCCACCUGCUUGGACAAGCUCCUGAGGAGGCUGCGGCCGUGCGCCCUCCCCGAACGCAUCCUGGGCAAGACCGCCGUCGGAGUACUUAAGGCCCUUCACUACCUGAAAGAGCGGCACGGCCUCAUCCACCGAGACGUCAAGCCCUCCAACGUGUUGCUGGAUCGUGACGGCACCGUUCGCCUCUGCGACUUCGGCAUCAGCGGACGCCUCGUCGACUCCAAGGCGCGGACGAGGUCGGCCGGCUGCGCUGCUUAUAUGGCGCCGGAACGAAUCGAUCCCCCGGAUCCCACAAAGCCGGACUAUGACAUAAGAGCGGAUGUUUGGAGCUUGGGCAUCUCUAUGGUGGAGUUGGCGACGGGCCAGUUUCCCUACAAGGACUGCAAGACAGACUUCGAAGUUCUGAGUCGGGUGCUCCAGGACGAACCUCCGUCCCUACCAGAGGAUCGGUCCUUCUCCCCGGAGUUUUGUUCUUUCGUUAAAGAAUGCCUCACAAAGGAUUACAGAGAGAGGCCAAAGUACAGGAAGCUACUGGAACAUCCGUUCAUCCGUCGGUACGAGGUAGAAGAAGUAGACGUCGGAGAGUGGCUUGCUGGUGUCAUGGCUGCAGACGCCUGCGUGUGACCACUGACGUACAGGACAGUUUGUGGGUGCUCGGACGGCUGUGCCCCUUUGUGUGGAGAAUUUCCUGCUCCGGGUGUUGCCCGGUCUGGUAUUGCGUGCAACUGGUUUUUUCGUUGUGGGCCACGAGGCCUUUGAAACCUGGGAUGUCUGUAACCGUGGAAACGGGCAACCAACACUCUGCCGCUGUUCCACGCCUGGAUGCCAGCAUGCUGCAACAUUUUUAACAGUACCCUUUUUCAUCUAAGAGCGCGGGUGUCAUUCUCCACGUUUUAAAACAGUACAGAGUGGCACGCUGAAUUUUAUUGGGUUGUCGAGAUCGCAUCCGACGAUAUGUGCUGUAUAUGUCUAUCCCAUUGAAACUUUUGUGAGUGCAGUGAAGCUUACCGGACGGCAAUAUCAGGGUAUGGGGAGAAAAAAGUCAUCUCUUGUUCCAGAAAUGGCAUUGCUUAUCAAUUAGACGUAGGGAACCAUGGAAAGGUGAAAAUUUUCUCACGAAACCACGAAUGGUGGAGUCUUGCGUUAAACAUCUUAACACAGACAGUUUUUCUUGCCAUGCCCUGUAGCCACACUUGCGCAGAACAAAUAUCGAUGAAUCUUCCACAGAACCCCCUUGUGUGCAAGUCACUUCGUGGGUCUGCUGCCACUAUGUGGCUUUUCAAUUUUCUCCCUCAACACUCCGGCUGAUCCGAGAGUAGCAUUUCCUUCGGUGGAAGUGGGCUCUUCCGCAACACACAAAUCUUCUCAAUAAUCGUGGAUGUUAAUCGGGCAUCCACAGUGAAUCCUGACUUAUAAAAAGUGGAGACAUCGAUACCAAGCCAUAAUGGUCCCGCUUUGAUCGGAGCAAUCUUGCCCUGGAAGUACGUUGUCCGUCGCAUUACGCGCGUUACAUAUUUAUUUUGGGCACACGGAAUCGGGGGUGACCGCGGCGCAGACAGAUUUGUGGAAGCAUGUGGAUAAUUUUACUCGUCCUACACAAGACAAUGCUGCUAGUCAAGUCGUUUGGCGAGAGAAAAAAAAAAUCAAAGUAUGUAAUAAAGUGGGAAAAGCA